UUGAGAAACCAAAUCUGUCAAAAGCUGAAUCUGCCCAUAGAAGGGGUUUGGACUAGGCAGCAUAUUAAUGUCCCUUCUGACCCAAGCCAUUCUAUGAUUCCAUGUGCCUUUGAUGUGUAGAACUUCCACUGCUAUUCUUCCAAAAAUGUUUAAACUUAGUAAAAGGUAAUUUAGGAAUAUUCAUUCUGUUCCAGUGGUUUUAUCCUCCUCUAGGAAGACACAGAGAAUGGUAACUUUGUGGAGUAUAGGUACAACUGUGGGUUUAAUUUCUAAUUCUGCCACAUGUUAACAAGGUGAGGAUGUAUAAUGCAUAGCUUUAUCAAAUCUUCUACCUGAAGUAAUCAUGUUCUUCAUUAGAAGAAACCCAUGCAUUCAUCUCAGUCACAGGGCAACUGUGCUACAACAAUCCAUCUGAAGUAAAGAAAGGAAUAGGAGAGAAAUAUAAACUAAAAAAAUAACAACAGUAGAUUGUAACCUAUGAACAAUUACAUCCAUUAAUGUUCUUUGAGACCAGGCAGUUUGUGUGCUCUUUUAUAACAGAAAAUUUUUCAGCCUGUUCUCUGUUUUUCCUGUUGAGGUAAUGCAGAUGGGUAGCUUAAGGUCUGGAUUAAAAAUGGAACUUGUGUCAUCUAGUCAGUUUUUAUAGUCUCUAUGUAAGUAUCACUAUCAAGAAGAAUGACAUCUUUAGUAUGUCUGACAUUUAAAACGGAAUUAUAAUGAUUUUCUCCCAAAAAGAAAUACUGAAUUAUAUGGAUGGGAAAAAUAGAGUAAAACCAUUGUCAAGUUUAGGAGUAUCUUCAAGAUGUCAGUAAAACAGGUAAUAUGGCCUCAGGAUAAUAAAUGAGAAGUGCAGAAUCAGAGAAUAUAAGAGAUGCUGUCUGUGAAGAGGGAGUGAGUUUGGAGGGGCCAAAAGUCCAGACAUUAUUUUGUUUUUACAUCAGGACUGUGGUGCUAAGCUGUUGCAGGAGGAAAGACUCUCUGCAGGCAUUUACAAUGAUAGUGCUUGGGAAAAUUUACCUUCUUUCGCACAGGCAAGCUGAAUAUUACUGAGAUACAUAAAUGAAAACUUAGUCCAAAAGUUCUGUUUUAUUCUAUUUUUCUGUGGCUGAGACUGUUCUUAAAACUUAGAAGGUGCUAUAGAUAUAUAAUCUCAAAGAACUUAAAGCUGCACGUUUUUUAUUUCUAUUUUUUAAAAAAAAAGAGAAUCUUUUACCGUUCAUAGUUAAAUUACGCUUGGAGCAGUAGUAGACUGAACAAUAGAUUGAUUUUUUCCUCCCUUCAGCCCCAGCAAAUAUAAAUUUCAUGUGCAAAGCUCACACUCUCCCACUUGCUCCUGUAGCAAAAUAAACUGCUCAUAAUGUGUCAAUUUACUCACAUAGAUGGAAGAUGGCAGAGGUUGUAACUUUUUACUGGAUGUCGCGGAUGUUUAGUUUUACACAUUCUUGUAAAGAAAGUGUUAAUAUGGCAGAAUAACCAUGGGAGACUGGAAUUUCCUUGGAGGCAUUUUAGAAGAGGUCCACAUUCACUCCACUAUUAUUGGAAAGAUUUGGCUAACGAUCCUCUUCAUAUUUCGCAUGCUUGUCCUUGGAGUGGCAACAGAGAAUGUUUGGAAUGAUGAACAAUCAGAAUUUAUAUGCAAUACUGAGCAGCCUGGUUGCAGAAACGUGUGCUAUGAUGAGGCCUUUCCUAUCUCUCUCAUAAGAUACUGGGUCUUGCAAGUUAUAUUUGUGUCUUCCCCUUCCUUGGUGUAUAUGGGUCAUGCCUUAUACAGACUAAGAGCCUUGGAAAAAGAGAGGCAAAAAAAGAAAGCUCAGGUAAGGGUGGAACUUGAAAGCACUGAAUUAGAAAUGACUGAAAAUCGUAAAAGACUGGAGAGAGAACUCCGGCAAUUGGAUCAAAGAAAGCUGAACAAAGCACCCCUAAGAGGCUCUUUGCUCUGCACUUAUGUGAUACAUAUUUUCACAAGAUCUGCAGUGGAAGUUGGCUUUAUGAUUGGGCAGUAUCUUCUUUAUGGUUUUCAUUUAGAUCCCCUUUAUAAAUGCCAGAGAGACCCAUGUCCAAACACAGUUGACUGCUUUGUAUCUAGACCAACAGAAAAGACAGUGUUUAUAUUAUUCAUGCAAUCAAUAGCGACUGUCUCAUUGCUUUUAAAUAUUCUAGAAAUUAUCCACUUAGGAUUCCGAAAAAUUAAAAUGGGACUCUGUGAGCAGAAUAAAAACAAGGAUGACUCUGACAAUUUCUGCAUAAACAAAUCUAAGAAAUACUCUGUGAUACCACAGUCUUCUUUGGGAAUAUCUAACACCCCUCAGAAAACACUUCCUUGUGCUCUUAGCAGUUGUACCUUUUUGAUGGAAAAGCAAACUGACACUAUGCUCUACCCAGUUUUAAAUUCUCCUUCUAUGUUUCAGUCUGUGCCAAAUAACCGUACAGAAAGCAGCAGUAAUUACACCCAUUGCAAUCAGGAAAAUAAAUCUCCAAAGAAGAGGCCAGCUACAAAUGCUUUAGACAAUCAGACUCAAAAUGCUAGCACAAAUAAUAAUGAAGGCUUUCUUGGCGAGCUUUGGACUGAGAUGCAUGAUGCACAAGAAGAGGCUGAAAUGAAACAUUUUCUUAUUACUCAGAAUGCAGAUACAGCUUCAAACGUGUACUUGAGAAGCUUUGCUGAGAUGCCAUCUCAAACUUUAUUGCAACCUGAUACAACUUUUGCUAAUACCAGUUUUAGAGGACAGGCAAUGGUUGAGAGCACAGGAGCACCAACAAAUUCCCUACCAAAGAACUGUGACGGAAGACAAAGCAGUUUCAGUGUAAACAAAGCCCAAAUUCCUUACAAUGCUAAUGUAAAAAAUUCCAGCAGACCAGACACUUCUGAUUCUAUGGGGGUGGUGAGCUCAGAAUCUACACAAAGCAGAAACUGGAACAGUCCUAAGCUUUUCUCUCUGUCUAGGCAACAGUCACUGUCAAGCAAUGCCAGCAGUAGGCGUGCCCCCACUGAUCUUCAAAUAUAGUGUGAAUUAACCAUUAGCUGCACUAACCUCUGCUGGUGUAAUUCCUGAACAGAGACAUAACCCAGACCUAUGUGUAAGUGUAGCUAAAUAAUUCAACUUUAACCAACUGGUUACAGAGAUAGAAAAGUUGUGUAGCCCUUUGAACAGUAGCUAAGUAAUUUUAAACAGUCUCUUUACUUACUUUGUAAUGAAAGUGUGGCAUAGACCUCAGUGUAUAAACUUCUACACUCCAGCUAAAAAAGAAAACAUACAUCCUCUCAAUCCACAUAUUAGGAAAAAAGUCAGGCAUAAAAUCACAACUGAUAUUAUUUAAAUUGAAUAAAAGUAGAAGACAAAAUUUACAGUCAAAUGAUAUUUUUUACAAAUACCAGUAAAUCAAAUUAGACUAAAGAUGCCAUCGGUGCUUUCAGAAGAAUUAAUUGGUAAAAAUGUUUCUGCUUAAUCAGUCUGAGAAUUCAAACAGACAUUUGAUAGCUGACCCAAAGCAGAAUGUCAAAAAUAUUCCACUGUUCAAACUGUGGUAAAUACAGAGAUUUUAUUUAUCAAUACAGAGUUCUUAUUUACAAGUAAAUAAGAGAAAAAGCAUUUACAUAACAGAUCACUAAUUCUUUGACUCCAUGGUACACUUUUUUUUCAGUGUAUCACCACUGACUUUCUCAGCAGAAAAAUCGAAGUGAAUUUCUUAUACUAUGCUGUCAGAAUUCAAUACACCACUAUAUUUUUAGAACAUCACAAAUUACAGAAAUGUUGUGAGCUUUACUUUUGACAUUUUUCAUAACACUAAUAAAUAGCAAAAUCAGAAAGCAAGUUACUGAAAUUUAAUAGUCAGACAUUUUGAAUUUCAUAAAUAAGAAUUCUUACUAUGAAAAACAGAAAAAAGACAAAAACAGAACAAAAAAAGCAAAUAUGGUAGUACCUUCAUGCCUUCAGUUACAGUGUCAAAAGACAUAAAAAAGGUUUAUCAAACAGUAAAAUUACUCCUUUUCUGUUUGUCUCUCCCCCAAAUUCUGAUAAACUUUUAAAUCAAACAAAGCUUCUACCUCUUUAGGAGGAGCAUUUAUGUUUAUGCUUUUUAUGAGGUUAACAAAACAUUAUGACAUUCAUCCACUUGCUGUUCAGGUCCAUAUGGUGUAAAGGAAGUUCCAUGAAACAUCUUGAAAUAAUAAAGGAGGAAAAUAUGAAUAAAAUACUACAGUACAGUUGUAAUCAAGUUUUCUAUGUAUGAAAUACAUUUAUUUGAGUUUCACAGCAUUGAAACACUGUAAAUACUUGGUGAGGUGGUCACAGCUGGAAUGCAUUAGUAUUUUUGUGUGUAUUUUUUACUAGCAGAUUUGACUUACUGUACAUGUACUGAGAAAAUAAUUUGUGAGAUAUAAGCAUCAUGAUGUUACAGCAUAAUUAAAUUCUUCAAGUGCAUUGUCAUUAUGCUUACCAGGCAACCAUGUUUCAGAUUGACUGUAAAAGGCACCAUAAUUGCAAAAAUGUAGCCAGAAAACCUAUAAGGCUCUUUUGUUUGUAGCAGCAACAUUAAUUUGGUCCUGUCCAAGUAAGAAAUACACACUAGAACUAUUAAAACUAUUUGUUGUAGAUUUCUCUCCAGCAAGUAUCCUUUUCACUUCUAGUAUUGUUCUAUAUGUAUACAUAAAUACAGCCCUAUGUAGUUGUGUUUACACUGUAAAAUUUAAAAUUGUGUAAUAUAC
Molecule: messenger RNA, 4705 nt
Organism: Parus major (Great Tit)
Lineage: Eukaryota; Metazoa; Chordata; Aves; Passeriformes; Paridae
Gene: GJA9
Product: gap junction protein alpha 9
Exons: 2
Coding region: 1476-3005 (509 amino acids)
Biological process (GO): cell communication
Cellular component (GO): connexin complex
Source: RefSeq, a predicted model, not a curated record